UCGCGCUACGCGUCACUCAUAUUAACGACAAGAAACCUCCAAAGAACAAGAAAGAAGGUUGAGGCUCCCCUCCUCUUCCUCCUCCUCCUCCUCCUCCUCAGUGCGUGCGCGUGUGCCGAGCGGCGAGGCUGCUGCCUGUUUUCUCUGGAGCGCCAAGUGAAAGUUCAAAACAUCGCGACGGACCAACGAGAGCCGCUCCGGCUCUUCUCUUUUUCGCCGAUGGCGUCGUGAUGCAGUGAAAGCGAGCCGGCGCCGUCGCUUCAGGUGGGAGGGCCAUGGCCGACCCCGCCCACUCGGACCUGAUCGCCAGGCACUACAACCACACGGGCAAGUUCCGCAAGCGAGACGGGGCGUCUGGCCUGAAGGCCGACUCGGCGGUCUUCCUGGCGGUCUGCUGCCUGAUCGUCCUGGAGAACCUGUUGGUCUUGGCCACCAUCUGGAGGACCAAGAAGUUCCACAAGCCCAUGUUCUACUUCCUGGGCAACCUGGCGCUGUCGGACCUCCUGGCAGGCGUGGUGUACGCCGCCAACAUCCUGCUGUCGGGCGCCAUCACGUACAAGCUGACGCCCACCCAGUGGUUCCUGCGCGAGGGCUCCAUGUUCGUGGCCCUGGCGGCGUCCGUGUUCAGCCUGCUGGCCAUCGCCGUCGAGCGCCACCUCACCAUGUUGAAGAUGAAAGUUCACGACGGGGGGCGAGCCAGCCGCGUCUUCCCUCUCAUCAGCGCCGUGUGGAUGGUGGCGGCCCUCCUGGGCGGCCUGCCCCUCAUGGGCUGGAACUGCAUCGGCCGGCUGAACCGCUGCUCCACCGUGCUGCCGCUCUACCACAAGACGUACAUCCUGUUCUGCACCACCGUCUUCAGCGUCAUCCUGAUGGCCAUCGUGGCGCUGUACGCCCGUAUCUACACCCUGGUGCGCGCCCGCAGCCGGCGCCUGGUGUUCCGCAAGGCGCCCAACGGCGGGAGGAGCUGCGAGCGCUCCAUGGCGCUGCUGCGGACCGUGGUGGUGGUGCUGAGCUGCUUCAUCGCUUGCUGGGCGCCGCUCUUCGUCCUGCUGCUGCUGGACGCCGCCUGCCGCACGCACGGGUGCGCCGUCCUCUACCGAGCCGAGUGGUUCCUGGCCCUGGCCGUCCUCAACUCGGCCACCAACCCGCUCAUCUACACGCUGACCAGCAACGAGAUGCGUCGCGCCUUCCUGGAGACGCUGCUGUGCGGAUCCGCCCGUCUCCGCGCAGCCGCCGAGUUCAGCCGCAGCAGGUCGGAGAACUCCUCGCGCCCCGACAGGGAGGAGGCGCGGGCGUCACCCCCGGCGGCCGGGGCGGCCGAGGCGGGCCCUUCGUCGUCCUGAAAGGGCGGCGGCCGGGGUCGGGUGGCGUGAGGAGGACGGCGCCUCCGCUCUUGCUUGACACGCACCCCGUCGUCCUGAGAGCUCUCGUGCGGGGUACGUGGCUUCCGCCCUCGAACGACACCCCCACACUGGGGCCGGUUCACACGUGGGGAACGGCACCUCCCUUUGCGAUCCACCCGCCCCGCCGCGCCGUCCUAGAAGGGAGCAGCGAGGCGCCAUUUCAUGUCACGCGAAUGCCGUCUCCACCCGCAGCCAACCCGCCGCACCUGCCGCCACGCGGACACAGACUGACCUUCGCCCCGCCUCUGAAAGUCGUUUGACUUCCAGCCCCGCUACCGCCGCCCCCUCCUCCCUCAGCCUGUCCGUCCAUCGGGCCCGCUGCGCGUGAAUUUGGCGCGUGACCCUGCAGGCGCUGUUGGCUAGUUACUAAUUACAUGUAACGAGAUAAUUAGAACAUGUACGUCACUGUAAUCCAUUACAUUACGGGGAGAAAAUGUGUCAUUAAAUAACUGUUGCUUUUGGAAAUGUUCAUGAUUAGAAAAAUGUUUUUCCACGUCACUUCCUCCUUGUGAAGCCGCCGCUUGCGAUGGGCCAUGUGCCAUGCUGCCCGACUCUCAAAUGUGAUGCAUUUUUCCAAAUCUGACCUCCAGUCUGUAAGUUUGUCUGAAAUUUGGAAAAGGUUCAACUAAAAGUUCCGCUUUUGAACGCGUAAAAAAACAUUGAAGUCACUCAAGUUGUUUUUGUUAACUGCGUUCAACUCGUCGACGUCCUGUGACUGUUGCCACGGUAACCUGCCGUCAUCUCCGCGGAUGUGUCGAUCGAUCGUCCUUGUAAUAUGUGGCCUCGUUAGCGCUUAAUAAAAACACAAAAACAA
Phycodurus eques (leafy seadragon) is the source of this 2217-nucleotide messenger RNA. RefSeq names its product sphingosine-1-phosphate receptor 1 (gene s1pr1). Bases 276 to 1343 code for a protein of 355 amino acids. The record is from RefSeq and is a predicted model, not a curated record. Lineage: Eukaryota; Metazoa; Chordata; Actinopteri; Syngnathiformes; Syngnathidae. Gene Ontology annotation, molecular function: sphingosine-1-phosphate receptor activity. The transcript has 3 exons. Gene Ontology annotation, biological process: angiogenesis; sphingosine-1-phosphate receptor signaling pathway. Gene Ontology annotation, cellular component: membrane.